Messenger RNA from Panicum virgatum (switchgrass), 582 nucleotides. RefSeq lists its product as uncharacterized. Lineage: Eukaryota; Viridiplantae; Streptophyta; Magnoliopsida; Poales; Poaceae. The coding region runs from base 1 to 582 and encodes 193 amino acids. The transcript has a single exon. The record is from RefSeq and is a predicted model, not a curated record. Gene Ontology annotation, molecular function: protein binding.
AUGCUCAACGUCCUGCUAGUGCCACGUGACUACCACACCGAGAUCCUGCUCUGCGUCCCAGCGAUGCCUCACGCCCUCCUGCGUGUCUCGCUAGUCUGCAGCCAGUGGCAGCGCCUCAUCACCGACCCAAGCUUACUCCGCGGAUUCCGCGCCCGCCACAACAACGCUCCUCCCCUCAUCGGCGUCUUCCACAAUGGUUGCCAUGAAGGCGCAUGGCGCUUCACCCCCACCGGCAAGCACCCCGCGCCCGCGCACACCUUUGGCUACCCGGCACACUGGCACAUCCUCGACUGCCGCCAUGGCCGCGUGUUGGUCCUCACCGAGGCCGCCCAUGGCCGCCCACCCAUGCUCGUCCUGUGUAUUCUCUUGACUUGCGGGUGUGAGCAGAUACGAAUGCUGCCACUGCCAGACUGGAUGGUCCGCAACAACGGUGAGCUCAGUUGUGCCGUCGUCUGCAGGGCCGGCGCGGACGUUGAGGGCCGGCACAGGGACUACUGCUCCAGCUCAUUCCUGGUGGUGCUCCUGAUCAGGUGCGAGAGGCGGGUGCUACUCACCAUCUACUCGUCUGAUGCUGGGGACUAG